GAGCUACCUACCUAGAUAGCAUUAUGAGGCAUCAUAAGUGUAAACUAAAAAAACAUUGUGCCCACAAAAUAUUAAGUGUUACUAAGCAUUAUAAGCUUCACAGGUAGCAUUUUGGGUAUGGAUCAUACUUCAGGUUAAAAUCUAGUGAGCUGCCUGUCUAGACAGAAUUUGUGGACAUCAUAAAUUUAUAACAAAGUUCAAAACCUGGACAGUAUUUCUGGCCAUCAUCUAUACCUAAGGUCAAAAUCUAGUGUGCCUCCUACAUAAUUGUAUUUUUGGGUAUGACAGGCAUCCUACUACUCUGCAUUUUUACUCCCAGCAAUGCUGCCCAGAUAGGCUGAAUGCUAGGGUUUAAGACAGCGCCUCUUGUUUGGGUGAGAAGUGCAAAAGUGACCCAGCCCCCAUCUGACGUGUCUUGCGUUUUUGCUCUGUUGUAGUCGGAUGAGUUUACAGCAGACAGCGAGGAUGGAGAACUACAUGCAGUUUCUCACUUUCUUCAUUCUGGCGUUGGCGCUCGGGAUUGUGUCGAUCGCGUUCGCUUUAACGUGGGUUUUGCAUUACAGAGAGGGGCUCGGCUGGGACGGAGGAGCCGCUGAGUUUAACUGGCACCCGCUGUUAAUGGUGAUCGGUUUUAUUUUUCUUCAGGGAAUCGCAAUUGUAGUGUACAGGCUACCAUGGACCUGGAGGUGCAGCAAGCAGAUGAUGAAGCUUAUCCACGCAGGGCUGAAUCUUCUCGCCUUCAUCUUGGCUAUCAUUUCUGUGGUGGCUGUGUUUGAUUUUCACAAUGCAAAGAACAUUCCCAAUAUGUACAGUCUGCACAGCUGGAUUGGCCUGGCUGCUGUCAUACUCUACCCAGCACAGAUAGUUAUGGGCAUUGCCGUCUAUCUGAUUCCUGCAACUCCAGUGUAUGUGCGUGCUGCUCUUAUGCCUGUACACAUCUACAGUGGCCUGUUCAUCUUCACCAGUGGAAUAGCCACAGCUCUCAUGGGCAUCACAGAGAAACUCAUAUUUAGCCUUAAGAGCCCUGCUUAUAAAGACUCUCCACCGGAAGCUGUGUUGGUAAAUGUUCUUGGGUUGCUCAUUGUUGCAUUUGGUGGUCUUAUUCUCUGGAUUGCUACUCGCCCCUCUUGGAAGAGGCCAAAAGAAGGAAUCGCACUAACCGUGAGCAAUAACAGCUCAAGCCCAGAGGACAUCAAAGUGGGCACUGCCAUGACCUUAAGAACCGACCAAGAAUUCAGCCUCGAGACACGCAGACGCAACGGAAAAGCAGAAGAGUCUGGAUAAACAAAGAGUUUUGAAACAAGUUUGUGGAUUUUUGUUCAUUUAAUCUCAAAGAAAACAGAAGCAUCAUUCCAAACUAUUUGUUUGUUAUUUUGAAAGUUAUUCAGAACAACUUCACACUAGGAAUUGCCUGUAUGUCAAUGCUGAAAUUUCUGCUGUCAUGGAAGUCUUUGAAGGGCAUUUUAAACUGACAGCUGUAUUUGCGCUGUAUUAUCUCUCUGCUGUCAUUAAGAGCAUAUAGGGUAAAUGUACCUAUUAAGCUCACGUACCCAUUAAGCACACUUCCAUAUUUGAGCUCAGAUUAUAAAAGGAAAAAAAAAUCCUACUUGAUGUCUUAACCAAUUGAUAUGUUUGUUACUACAUACCUCCUGUAAUUUCAAGUCAAUCAGAUAAUUGCACACUGAGAUAUGAGUCUCCAUGUGUUCACACUGUCUGGCGGCCAUUUUGAAAGCUGUCUGAAAGCUUUCACCAAAAGUGGAGCCCUUUAAAUGUGCAUUUUUUAGAUGUUUAAGCCUUUAUUUUGGGCAAGUUUCACUACUUACUGUAAAAUUAAGAGAUUAAUGUUCAGACUUUUGCAUAUUAUAACCUGGAACUUGGAUGUGGGAAAUAAUUACAUUAGAUCCAAAAGAUAGGUUUAGCAACACAGCGCAGAUGCUACAGAACACAGUUAGCUGACUUGCUGUAUAAGAUUGUGUGCUACGCUAACAUAUUACUUCACAGGCAUUACUGACUUGUACUUUUACAUCCAUAAUAUUAUAAAUUGACAGUCUGUAAUUUUUAAAGAUUUCAUAUUAUUUUAAGGUGAGCUUAAAUACACUACUAUGAAAAUCACACAGCUUCAGUGUGACAUCAAUAAGAAAAAGUAUAAUUUCAUAGAUAUUGUUAAUAAUAGUUGUUCAUAAUAAAAUCUGUAUGAAUUUAAUACAUAAUCUAGAUUAUUUAAUUUUGUAAAAUCUUGUCAUUUUAAUAAAUAUUACAUGAAAUUGAUCAAAAAUUGUUGUUGCACCAAUUAAGCUCAGUGUGCUCUCUUUAAGCUCUUCCACAUUGAAGUCGUCUAUGUAAAUCCUUCAUAAACAGACUUUAAAUAUUAACUGAUGGUUGUCACUUUAAGUUAAUCUGUAUAAAAUGGUUAAUAACUUAUUUUCACAGCUUUAAGAUGACAAAAUCUAGACUUAACUAUAGUUUAUGCCCAAAGAUGAAAGAGGCAUGUCAUCCAUUCAGUGAAGGAGCCAUCAGAAACCUGUCGUAUCUGUCCAGGAAAAAAGUGACUAAAGGCUGGAAUACACUACAUGACUUAAAAUUUGAACAGAUUUUUAAAACACCAGUGCAUGAUGUGAUCCUUGGAAAACUGGGCAUCAUACACCAAACAAAUGAGGAUCAUGCACUACCAGGCCUUGAAGUUGUUCAGAUCACAACAAACUCAUCCAGAAACAUGAGCAUUGUUGCUAGGAGACACGUGAAAUUAAAUGAAAACAAUAUGUAUUCUAAAAUCUGCUGAAAAUAUCAAACAUGUUUGAUCUCCUCCGACUAGGUGGAAUCAAAGUCUGAAGCUAAAAAAUCGGAAUCUGUGACCAUCAUACACUAUGUGAUUUUCUAUGAAUUCUGUCAACUCAAAUCUGCUGACUGGCUCUGAUCUUUGGCAACUAGCAUCAACUUCUCCAGACUGUAAAUUGGUGGAAAAUCGGGGCAAAAAUCGUGUAGAAUAUUCCAGCCAUAAGAGACUAUAGAUAAGUUGAUAUCCAUUUAAUAAGAGGUUUCAUAAUGAGGCUAGUUUCUGUGUGCAUCCCCAUGAAUGAAAUGUUUUAUUUGAUUUUUGAAUGUGUUACUUUGCUGAACGUGGACUAGUCUAGAUGUUGCAAUGUGCUUAAAUGACACUUUGCUAUGAAUAUAUAACUGAUCAAACUGAAUGCCUUGUUGCUUGAUUUUAGUGUUCUGUUUUUUUUUUUUUUUUUUGUGAUUGACUUUGUACCUUCAAAAAAUAUAUUUUUCAAUUAUUCUUUAAAAAGGUUGUUUAAAAUAAACACGAAUUUCUAAUAAAACAUGAUGUGAGCUUAUUGGGAACAGGGGUGUGCUUAAAGGGUACAAAAAUGUACAGCCAAACUUUUUGAAUUUAAUGAUGUAUAUCUUAAUUGAAAUGAUUUUUUCAUUUAAAAUAAAAUUAAAUAUUUUUGUGUGAGAGAUUAAUAUUUUAUUUUAACAUAACUUUUUGUACUGAAACCAAUAUCUUGUGCACUAAAAAUGUCUCAACGUAGAUUUUGGUGAGCUUAAUAGGUUCGUUUACCCUAGAUGUGUGUACUGUCCCCCCUCCCCUCGUUUUUUUUUUUUUAACAUUUUUCUUUUUUUUAGAUAUUUUAAAGUAUUUGCACUAUUAUAACAUUUAACGCACUGUAAGUUCAGUUACAUUAUACUGCAUUAUUAUAGUCAUAAAGUGUUUGUUACUCCUAAUUAAUCAGUUUAUUCAUUUUAAACUCAUCAGAUUGUAUUUUAAAUGUUUUCAGUUUUGUUAUGAUAGCAAUAUGCUAUUAGGGACAUAAAAACAAGUAAAAUUUACUAUAACAUUUUGUAUAUCUGUUGGAACAUAUCAAAACCAAGAUUUGACUUGUAUUUUAUAUUACCAAAAUUAUUUAUCAUUUGAUGGAUAAUUUUUGUAUAAAAUGCUAAAAAACUGGAUUGUUUUUUUGUUUUUUUUCUUAUGAAAUGGCAAUGCUAGGGUAACUUCAUACAACAAAACAAUUGUUUUGUACCUAAUUUACAAUGCCAAAAGAAUGGUUGGAUGAUUGACCAAGUAAAUAUGUACAAAACAUGCAGAAGUUUUAUUGUCUGUUGUGUAGAUACUUUGUUUUUUUAUAUUGGACAUGACGGGAUAUAAUAAUCCCAGCAAACAGGGCCUUUUGCUAACGUCCUCUUCGAUCCGCUUUUGUUUGUUUUUGUAAUGUUCGCUGGCAGAUGUUGGGAGGACAUUACGAACGUUUGCGUCUCCAUUUCCUUGUAAAUGAACAUAUCUUCAAACAGAUAUUUUCACAACAUUCAUUCAGUGUGAAACAGACAGUAAAAAUGAUACAUUCGUUAGUUACAGUUUACUAAUGUCCCCGUACCCCAGUCACUAUAAUAGCCUAACUACAGUUGUCAUGCUCUUUCCCUAUCAAUGUAACAAGGACCCAUCCCAUUUUUAUUUAUAAUAUUUUAAUUUCUAUUCUUUAGGACUUAGGUUGACCCAAAAUGGACAAUUAAAAAA
Messenger RNA from Onychostoma macrolepis, 4516 nucleotides. RefSeq names its product plasma membrane ascorbate-dependent reductase CYBRD1. Gene Ontology annotation, molecular function: oxidoreductase activity. The coding region runs from base 442 to 1284 and encodes 280 amino acids. Gene Ontology annotation, cellular component: lysosomal membrane. Lineage: Eukaryota; Metazoa; Chordata; Actinopteri; Cypriniformes; Cyprinidae. The record is from RefSeq and is a predicted model, not a curated record. The transcript has 4 exons.